Messenger RNA from Centropristis striata (black sea bass), 4240 nucleotides. RefSeq names its product SWI/SNF related, matrix associated, actin dependent regulator of chromatin, subfamily d, member 3b (gene smarcd3b). The transcript has 13 exons. The record is from RefSeq and is a predicted model, not a curated record. Gene Ontology annotation, cellular component: SWI/SNF complex; nucleus. Gene Ontology annotation, biological process: regulation of transcription by RNA polymerase II. Lineage: Eukaryota; Metazoa; Chordata; Actinopteri; Perciformes; Serranidae. Bases 141 to 1658 code for a protein of 505 amino acids.
GACAGCCAGUGCUGUAAAGGAGAGCACAAAGAGAAGGAAAGUGGAGCAGGGGAGGGGAACAGGAGGCUGGGUGAAGGGAGAGGGAAAGACAAAAGAAGGAGAGGGGAGACAUAGCAGGGUGAACGGAGGGGACUGAGCAAAUGGCUACGGAGGAGACGGCGGGGGGAGCCAGGAAAGCCACCAAGAGCAAACUGUUUGAGUUCCUGGUCCAUGGAGUGCGUCCUGGCAUGCCGUCUGGAGCGAGGAUGCCCCACCAGGGAGCUCCCAUGGGCCCCCCCGGCCCCCCGUACGGAGGGAGCCCGGCGGUGCGGCCCGGCCUGCCCACCCCGGUGAUGGAGCCCAGCCGUAAGAGGCCUGCCCCCUCCCAGCAGGUCCAGCAGCAGCAGCAGCAGCAACAGCAGCAGCAGCAGCAGCAGGCCGUCCAGAGCCGGGCCAGAAAUGCUAAGAGAAGGAAAAUGGCAGACAAGAUUCUUCCGCAAAGGAUCCGUGAGCUGGUCCCUGAGUCUCAGGCCUACAUGGAUCUGCUGGCGUUUGAGCGUAAACUGGACCAGACCAUCAUGCGCAAACGUGUGGACAUUCAGGAAGCUCUGAAGAGACCAAUGAAGCAGAAGCGUAAACUGAGGCUUUACAUAUCCAACACCUUCAACCCUGCCCGACCCGACGCUGAUGACUCAGAUGGCAGCAUUGCAUCGUGGGAACUGCGAGUAGAGGGGAAGUUGCUGGAUGAUGCGGGGAAGCAGAAGAAGAAGUUCUCUUCGUUUUUUAAGAGCCUGGUGAUUGAGCUGGACAAAGACCUCUACGGUCCUGACAACCACCUGGUUGAGGUCAGUUCAAACACGGCGGCUGCACUCUGUUCACAGAGGAAGAGGCUCAUUUUAGAAUGGCACCGCACGCCCACCACUCAGGAGACAGACGGCUUCCAGGUGAAACGGCCGGGAGACGUGAGCGUGCGCUGCACCCUGCUGCUGAUGCUGGACUACCAGCCCCCCCAGUUUAAGCUGGACCCUCGCCUGGCUCGCCUGCUUGGCAUUCACACUCAGGCUCGCUCCUGCAUCAUCCAGGCCCUCUGGCAGUACGUCAAGACCAACAAGCUGCAGGACUCUCAUGACAAGGAGUACAUCAACUGUGACAAGUACUUCCAGCAGAUCUUUGACUGUCCUCGGCUGAAGUUCUCUGAGAUCCCUCAGCGCCUCACCAACCUCCUCCUACCGCCCGACCCCAUCGUCAUCAACCACGUCAUCAGCGUGGAUCCCAACGACCAGAAGAAGACGGCCUGCUACGACAUUGACGUGGAGGUGGAAGACCCCCUGAAGGGUCAGAUGAGCAGCUUCCUCCUCUCCACCGCCAACCAGCAGGAGAUCGCCUCGCUCGACAACAAGAUCCAUGAGACCAUCGAGUCCAUCAACCAGCUGAAGAUCCAGAGGGACUUCAUGCUCAGUUUCUCCAGAGAUCCCAAGGGCUACAUCCAGGACUGGCUCAAAUCCCAGAGCCGAGACCUUAAGUUAAUGACAGACGUGGUGGGGAACCCUGAGGAGGAGAGGAGGGCGGCGUUUUACCACGAGCCCUGGUCCCAGGAGGCUGUCAGCCGCUAUUUCUACUGCAAGAUCCAGCAGAGGAGACAGGAGCUGGAACAGGCCUUAGCUGUCCGCAACACCUAAACCGAGCCCCUUGUGAAUCUCUGCAUCUGAUUUCACAGUGUGUGUGUGUGUGUGUGUGUGUGUUUGGAUGUGUGUGAGGCCAUCGCUGUGGUCCAGUGAAACCUUAGACCUCUAAAUAUGUCGGUAACUAAAGAGCAAACACAUCCCUUGUCUUAGUGAUGAAAGAAAAUGCAAUUUCAGAGAUUUCUCCAAAGUUUUAGAGGAGGAGGUUUUCUCACGACAGCAGCGAUGUGCACGUAUGGAAGCCCAGAUCUCGAUGCACACGUACAUAUUUGUCCCGUUUCGUGCAGGACUGUGAGGACAUCAUCAUUAACCGCACGUGUCCAGCUGCACCCUCAGAGGUCAAAGCCCUUCAGACCACAAGCAUCCUCAGACUCACUGCCUAAUAAACAGAAACCUCUUCUUCCUCUGCUUCCCCUCCGCUUCUGUAAAUACGUCACGGACACGUCAACACAAACUCUGAGCCGGCUGCUCACACGCUGCCGUGUUUUCGGACUCUCAUCUCUAAAGCUGCUGUGUUCGACAGAAACGUACAUGAUGUAACUCCGUGUCACGGUCGAUCCUCGCUGCGCUCCGGAUGACUCUUCAAAUUUUUCUGUUUCCCCAACUCUCUCUGAAGCUGUUUUAUCGUUUGAUUGUAGGUGUGACUCUGUGUGUUUUUUUUGUUUGUUCUCAUUAGGAGAGUGUUUUUUGAAAGAUUAAUUACACCAGCAAAGUCGAGAUUAUUAGUGUGACACAUUCGGUUGCAGGGAAUCAAUUCUGUCUAUAAACCUGAGUUGUGGAUUUCAUUCAUUAUCAGGUUUGAAUGAAUUAAUUGGAAAAAGUCCAGUGUGUCUCAUUUUAGUCUUAUUCGCCAGUAAACUUCUUUUUACAGUAAUUCCUACAACAGUAUUAGGUAAGUUAACUGAACUUAAGUAUUAUCACAGCAAGAAUGGUGUUUUAAUGAAGGAGAAACUAGUACUGACCAUCAUAAUAAUAGCUUUUUCUUCCCUUCAAGGGACAGUUUGGAUGUGUUGAAGUGGGUUUGUUAGAGGUAAUUAACCAUAGUCAGUGUAUGACUGACAGUAGAUCGUGGUCGUUAUGCUCAACACAAACAAAUGAACGUAUUGAGGCAGUCGACCAACAACUACCAUGUUCUGCAAGUUAAAAUAACUAUUUUUGUCAAUGGAGUCUGGUGUCUUUGAGAAGAACAUAAAAACGGCUUCACUUCCAUAAACAUAAACAGGGCUGUCUGACGGGACAGUACAGCAGUGAAAAUGUACACUUAACCUGAUAUUGAUCUUUUUUUAAACUAUGAUUUGCAGCAGCACAUUGCUUAGCUUCUGCUCCUACUUUUCCAAAAUGGGUGUGUGCUGACCGCCAUCUACUGUAGGUAACACACUGAUUAUGGAUAAGUACCUCAUAUAACCCCACUUCAAAAAGAUCCAAACUCUCCCUUUAAUCAUUGCAAAAUGACAAAUAUGCUGAUACAUUUUGGGACUUGUUGACUUGUUUAGUCAAAGUCGCUCACUGCCUCUUCCUUGUGUAGUAUUUUGCCAGUGAAAUGUCCUGAAGGUGUUACCAAAGGUUGCAACAAAGAAGAAGAGAAACAUGAUCACUGAAACAGAAGUGGGCAAAAAUCCUCACCUGGGUUUAACAGAAAUUGCAGAACAUUUCCUUGUAAGGUGGUCAUAAAAAACCUGAACAAUCUGGGCAGGUUCAGAGAGGAUUUAGUCCCAAAUGUUUGCCUUUUGUAGCCAAUUAGGCCUCAGGUUUUUUAAACAAACCCUAAAACUGUUAUUGCAAAGAACACUUAAGCCCCGGCCUGGAGGAUUUUGUCCAUUUCUGCUCUUUUUAUGUUACAUAAAGAAGUUUUUUUCUUUUUCUAGAGAUGUGAAUGUAAAUAUGUUUUCCCCUAAGAGGGCCAACUGUACAGUAUACGACAGACUAUUUGUGUGUUUGUUUUGGGGAGGGGGGGCUGAGUUACAUGGUGCAUUAUGGGAGCUCCAUGAGUUUUGAAUUAGUAGGGCAGGAAUGUUAGUGUUCCUCUGUGUACUAUCUUGGGUUGGGGUGAUUUAUUUUAGGUCUAACCCGUAACUAUCGUGGGAGCUAGAAGCUGCAACAAAGAAAGACCUCCCUCGCUUUCAAUCUCAGUAGCUGUAACACAUGAUAUAAUCUGCACCAAUCUCCUUUUACACACUUGACUUGUAUGUAUAUGGUGUAUUGUCAGAUGGAGGAUUUUUUUGUUUUCUCUCAGCAGUCUGAGCUCGAAUCUUUUUUCCGGGUUUCUUUGCACUGUGCUGUUAUUCUUUUUGUCGGGACUCUCUUCAUCAUGGGUGAGACCCUCUUUAUUAUCCCAGCAUACACAAAAAGAGAUUGGAUGAUUUCACGACGACCUAUGCAUGCUCCAUGGACAUUAAUUAAGACAUCUGAUGAGAUAGUAUGUGUAAAUAUAAAAAGUUGGCAUAGCAGUCUGUGUGACGAGCAAAAAGACUUUUGUUCAAAUGCCUUCUGGAAACUUUUUUGCCAAAAAUGAUAUGCCCUACCAGCAACUAACUGUAGGUGUGAUUUUUCUGAACUGUGUUUUUGUUACUAGGACUAAG